ACACAACAAUUCAAGUGAAGUGACAACUAACAAGGUCACUUCACUUACUUCACUCAACCAAUUAGAAAUACAAAACCCCAUUUUGUGUGGCAAUAACCAUAAAGAUCACAGAAGCUGCAUGGGAGCAGAUUUUCAGGGAGUGGCUCAAGAAAAUGGAUAUUAAAGGCACUCAAAUCGUAAUCCUCACCUCAAAACAUAAACACCCACCAGUACUGUUAGUAUAAUUUCCCAAGUGGAACAUGUCAGGAAUCUUCCAUCUCCGCUCGACCAUCGGGGCCCUGGCAUUUGUUGCAAUCUUCACAUGCUCCCAGAUGGUCACUCUGUCUCAGAGUGCCGACGUGGAAGCUUGCAUACCGGUGGUGCAGGAGUUAUCACCAUGCUUGGGCUUCAUCAAAGGCAGCGACAGCGCGUUUGGCGGCGAGAAUCCAUCACCAUCGUGCUGCACCGGCGUUGGAAAGUUGGUCGACGAUGCUAAAACGAAGAAAGAUAGGGUAGAUUUGUGUGAGUGCAUCAAGACGAGUUUGUCGAUGAUCGGACCUUAUGAUCCGAGUCGCAUCCCUUUGAUUCCGGAAGAUUGUGGAAUUCCCGCCCAAAUUCCCCCCAUCGACAGUUCUACCGACUGCUCGAAGGCUGAGGACUAUCAAUUUGGAAGUGCUUUUUCAUACGAGCUUGAGGACAACCAUAAUCAUUGAGCCCAAUCAACAUAUACUCAGCAAAUCCCAUAUGAUAUCUUUGAGGUUCUUCAUGUUUCAUAAUAAGUCCCAAUAAUCCUAAAUUUACAUACUCAUAGUACUCUUUGUAUCUGUUAUCAAUAAUACUUCUACCUAUAUUAUACUCAUCAA
This is a messenger RNA of Cucurbita moschata (crookneck pumpkin), 842 nucleotides long. Its product is annotated as non-specific lipid-transfer protein-like. The record is from RefSeq and is a predicted model, not a curated record. Gene Ontology annotation, cellular component: membrane. The transcript has 2 exons. NCBI's taxonomy places the organism in Eukaryota, Viridiplantae, Streptophyta, Magnoliopsida, Cucurbitales, Cucurbitaceae. The coding region runs from base 240 to 692 and encodes 150 amino acids. Gene Ontology annotation, biological process: lipid transport. Gene Ontology annotation, molecular function: lipid binding.